Molecule: messenger RNA, 1872 nt
Organism: Dunckerocampus dactyliophorus (ringed pipefish)
Lineage: Eukaryota; Metazoa; Chordata; Actinopteri; Syngnathiformes; Syngnathidae
Gene: cplx2a
Product: complexin 2a
Exons: 4
Coding region: 272-673 (133 amino acids)
Biological process (GO): regulation of neurotransmitter secretion; neurotransmitter transport; synaptic vesicle exocytosis
Cellular component (GO): terminal bouton; SNARE complex
Molecular function (GO): syntaxin binding
Source: RefSeq, a predicted model, not a curated record
CUCUCCUCCUCCUCCGCUGCAGCUUGACUCCGUCACAACCGGCAUGUCUGCAAACUGAGAGGCUCGAGCCAUCCUAUUUUUUUUUUAAAGGUAUCAACUUGUAUUUUGCGUGCAUCGGCUAUAAACGAAGAAGCAGACCGGUGUUAGUCCUGCAGAGGGUUUUUUUUCUCCUAAAUUUGGCUGAGAGAGACUGGGACGAAGAUCCAAAUCAAGGUCCAUCCGUACCCGAUAACGUGACCACUGAAGGAAGAGAACACAGAACUGCUUCAUCAUGAAUUUUGUAAUGAAAGCUGCACUGGGAGGAGGGCCUCCUGAUGUGGGCAAAAUGCUGGGUGGGGAGGAGAAGGAGGAGGACCCAGAUGCAGCAAAGAAAGAGGAGGAGAGGCAGGAAGCGCUGAGACAGCAGGAGGAGGAAAGGAAGGCCAAAUAUGCCAAGAUGGAGGCUGAGAGGGAAUCUAUGAGACAAGGCAUCAGGGAUAAGUAUGGCUUGAAAAAGCGCGAGGAGGCCGAGGCUGAAGCGGCAGCUGCGGCAGAGGAGCCUGCGGCGGGCAGCUUGACCCGACCCAAGAAGGCGGUGCCAACCGGAUGUGGCGACGAAGAGGAGGAGGAGAGCAUCAUGGACACAGUGAUGAAAUACCUGCCAGGUCCGUUGCAGGACAUGCUAAAAAAGUAGGCUAGCAGCUAGCAUGUGCCAGUGCUAGCUAUUGUAGUUCACAGGUUGGCUUCAAUCCCAAACUGGCGCCAGAUUAGCGUUGUAAAUGAUCCAAAUUGGUUGAUUUCACGUUCACAAGAAGCAACAAUGUGAAUUGCAGCAGUCAGGCUAAGCUAGGCUACAUGGCGCCAUGCACUGGCCACGUGCGCCGUGCAGAGGGCCACAGACGCAACAUUUAUGGUCUUUACUUCUUCUGUGACUACUUUUAAACUCCCUUGAAGAGCUUGAAGCAACAACGUAAUGUCCUCCUUCACCUUGCUGUUCACUUUAAUUGUACAUAAACGAUCUAUAACAAGCCUCAAGCCAGGCCAAACAAUCAAAUCCAAAAUAUACUGUAUACAUUUAUUAUACCGUGUGUCUGUCUCCCAAAAUAGAAAAUGUGAUGACUUGAUAAGCCAUAUUUAAAAAAAAAAAAAAAAAAAGAUCUCAAUGUGUCCGUGUGCUCCUAAAGCUGCUGUUGUGUCUCUCACCUUUUUUUGCACAGUGUUAACACAUUCUCCGUGGAAAAGUGUCGUCUUUCUCCCCCGCCUUCAAAGUGUUUGUGUAGAAAAUGUUCAGUGUGUCGGAACUUCUUAAGUCCUGCAUGCCAUUUGUCUUGACACGUUGUGUGACUAUGUAAGCCCUCCCCCCUCUUUUUAAUCCUCUUCUUUGUUAUGCAAAAAAUACUAAGGCAAUAACUCCUCAGUUUGUGUGUUUUCUCAUAUCGAUAUAACCUUGAAUAAUGAUACUCGUAAGAAUAAAGCAUUUAGGAUAAUUUCAUUUGCAAGGGGUUCUUUAUUGUUGCAGUUGUUAUUAAAAAAAAAAAAAAAAAAAAGACUGUCGUGCAGGUUUUGACAAGAGCCAACAGCUUUAAAACUACAACUAAUAACACAAUACUUUUACCAUCAUUCACCAGAGAGAGAAUCUUUUCAGAAGCAGUCUUGACAAUUGUGAUUUUGUUUCGUGCCAACUUGAUGGCUAGAAAUGACCUCCACGCACAUACAUACACUGAAGUGACCACAUAAUACAAAUAAGUGUUUAACUGAGGUUUUAUUUAUUGUUGAAUGGGUGUGAGAACGAGCCGUCGAGGCGACAUAGACCUUCAUGAGCAAUAAGGGAUUAUUAUGUAUGUUUCUGCCUGAUAAAUCAAUAAAGGUUUAAUAUCUUGUUCACACCAGAAA